Messenger RNA from Cydia splendana, 1354 nucleotides. RefSeq lists its product as uncharacterized. Gene Ontology annotation, molecular function: olfactory receptor activity; odorant binding. Bases 44 to 1354 code for a protein of 436 amino acids. Gene Ontology annotation, biological process: sensory perception of smell; detection of chemical stimulus involved in sensory perception of smell. The transcript has 8 exons. Gene Ontology annotation, cellular component: plasma membrane. Lineage: Eukaryota; Metazoa; Arthropoda; Insecta; Lepidoptera; Tortricidae. The record is from RefSeq and is a predicted model, not a curated record.
ACCUCCAAGGCAACAAACAUUUUAUCAGAAACUAGCUUUCGCAAUGAACGUAUUUGGUAUGGGAAAUCGAACUUGGUGGGGUUUCCCUCCUGUGCACAAGAUUUUCGUGUGCAAUGUCUGGUUGAUGAUUGUUGUUAGUCCGAUGUGUUUAAUUUUGCAAUUUGUAUACAUGUAUAUAAAUUUUGAUGAUCUUAAUUUUAGAACUUUGGGAACCAUGUUUUCAAUUAUUCCAGCAACUGCAGUCGUGGUGGCAAAGAUAUUCAUUUGCAUGAUACCAGCUUACCCCCGAAUAAUGAAGGAGCUUAUGGAUAAAAUACACUUAAACAAUUUUAUUGACGACGAAGAUUCUUUCAUAAAGAAGAAAUUAAUUCAAGUCGAACGUCACACCCGUUGGAUCACGUUGUGUCUUGCAACUUUCAUUCUUUUCGACUGGCUUCUAUGGAUUUUCGUUCCUCUCAUGAACAACAUUAAAAACAAACAAGUAAUAGAAAAACGGCUGGUACGGAUGGAAACGUGUUUGUACUUGUGGAUGCCGUUUGACUACGGCUAUGACUACAAUACAUGGGCUAUAACUCACGCAAUGAACGUGUACCUCGUUGGUACUGGUUGCUGUGUCUUUGCUCUUUAUGAUUCCAUUAACUUUAUUUUCAUUUUUCACUUUCUGAGUCAUAUAGACGUACUAAAAUACAAGAUAAAAACAUAUUUUGCUACAAAGCUAGAUGAAUCUACAACUAAAACAAGGAUUGUUGACAUUAUAAAAUAUCAUUCUUUUAUUUUAAGCACUUUCAAAGAUAUGCAGGCUGCGUUUGGAAUGAAUGUAGCUGUAAAUUAUGCUCACAACCUAAUCGUUGACAGUUUACUACUAUACCAAAUUAUGAUUGGGGAUAAAGCAAACAGACUGUCCUAUGUAAUUAUGAUGCAGUUCCACAUGGGAGGCCUGAUAUUAAUGUCGCUCGCUUUAGAACAAAUACGUAUUAAGACGGACGACCUGCCGCUAUUGCUGUACAACGUGCCUUGGGAGAAGAUGUCAGUACGUAAUCAAAAGUUACUACUACCAAUCUUACGCCGAAUGCAGACUCCUUUGGUGUUCAAGGCGUCCGGUGGGCUAAGAGCUGGAGUAAGGCCUUUGGCAUCGAUCCUCAAAUCGACAUUUUCGUACUAUGUUAUGUUGAAAUCUAGUAUAGGGGUCAAACAGAUCACAGUGUUAUGUCUUUCCUGUAGACAUACACAAGAGUUAAGGGCUAUAAAGGAAAGACAUAACACAGUGAUCUGUUUGACCCAUAGAAUAAAAUAUGCCAGCAGAGGCAACUGGAUGAUUUUUAAAGAGCAGGAAAGCAAAUGUAGCGUAGUGUAG